Messenger RNA from Equus caballus (horse), 1467 nucleotides. NCBI's taxonomy places the organism in Eukaryota, Metazoa, Chordata, Mammalia, Perissodactyla, Equidae. The record is from RefSeq and is a predicted model, not a curated record.
GCGUCUGGGGAGGGCCGGCGUCCCCCACCCCCACCGCCGCCCCCAAGGCCUCGCCGCUGCGCGCGCACGCGCGCCGCCACCCGUCCCAGCGCGCCCGGGGCCAUCGUCUCCCGCGAGGCGGCCGGGGACCCCCCCGGACUCCCGACAUGAGCUCCCCCGACGAGGGGUCUGUCUGGGGCGCGGGUUUCGGCCCGGAGGGCGGGGCGCGGGCCGGCGUCCGCCCCGCCGAGCCCGGAGCCCUGCGGGCAGUCGGUCUAGGCCCUGCUCUGGGGGCGCCGCGGAGCGGCGAGGGCGAGGGCGAGGGCGGCUUCCCCCAGCCCGGGGGCCGCCCCAGCUGCCCGGCCGACGGCAGGGACGCGGCGGCGGACCGCGCGUCCUGCCCGGCGCCGCGGGCCGCGGCGAACGUCGUGCAGCAGCUGACCCGGCGGGGCGUCUGCAGAUACCGGUCCCCGGAGAGCUGCGCCGCCCGAGGCUCCACCGUGUGGGCGGGCCUCGAGCCAGGUGCCGGCGGCCCCGGCGCGCCUGCCCUUAGCUGGGUGGCGUCGCAGCCGGCUUCCGCCGCCCUGCUCCCGCUCCCUGGGCCCGAGGGCGGCCCGGCCUGGGGCAGCCCUAAAAGAGGCGGGAGGAGCAGGCUGGGCAGCCCUGCGAGUCGCGGGCGGCCCUCGGCGGGAGGCCCGUUCCGGCUGCCUUCCGACCCCGAGCCAUCAGACGAGGCCAGCGAGCUACAGCGGACGAGGAGAGCCUCGGCAGCUCCCCUGGACCCGGCCACGUUCCCGCCAGUCUCUGACGUCCCGCUGCUUGUGAGGUGCAGGAGGGCCAAGCAGUCCAAGCAGCCCGGCACUGGGAAGAAAUCUGUGGCCGGGAGGACAAUGGAGUCUCAGCCGGUGGAGGUGGCGGGAGAAGAUAUUGACCCAAACAGCGACCCAGCCCCGCGGGGCCAACCUCCAGGACACAGACCAGGGCCAUGUAGUCGGUGCGUGCGUCGUCCAGAAGGCAGCAGUGGCCACCUCAACACCAGAGCCGCUCCCCAAGUUGCGGGAAACCCACAGUGCUUGGCCCGGAGCCAGGGAAAUACGGUGCCCAGGGGGCCUGCACCCUCCGGUGACCAGGAACCACUUGACCGACCUCCAGGACGGCAAAGGCAGCAGCAACCACGUGGAGCACGGGGCUGUCCUCGGUGUCACGUGCUACAGAGAGAAAUAGGCGACCUGAAAGAGCACCUUGCGGCCGUCCUGUCCCUGGCUGACAAGUUCCAGAGCCUUUGAAGCUCCUCCCCGGCCCCGCUCUGUUUCCAGGUUGAGCCCAGCACCUUCCCGCAGGAGAAGCAGCUGGUGCCUUUGGAGCCCGGGACCUGUGGCCAAGCUGGUUCCCUCCUGUUCUCCCUCAGCCUGGGCUUCCUCUCCCCUUCUCUUGCCCCCUCCCCACCCCAGUUCACAGCAGUUUCACAUUAAAGAACCUCUCAUAUUC